This is a messenger RNA of Physcomitrium patens, 4087 nucleotides long. RefSeq names its product DNA polymerase alpha-associated DNA helicase A. Lineage: Eukaryota; Viridiplantae; Streptophyta; Bryopsida; Funariales; Funariaceae. Gene Ontology annotation, molecular function: ATP hydrolysis activity; 5'-3' DNA helicase activity. The record is from RefSeq and is a predicted model, not a curated record.
GCCAAAUCCACACCACUCGAGAGAGUGAUAUUGAUAUCACUUGCUCCGCAGCAACAGCAACCAUCUGUAGUAUCUCCCAAAGUAUCUCCCUCCCUCUCUCCCUCCCUCCCUCCCUCCCACACUAGGUACUAGUACAGGUGCUCGUGGACUGUCUUGCCUCCAAUGAUUACUUAUUGUCCGCAGGGAAUCGGCGUGUGGAUUGUGUUCGCUUAAGCUGGUGGGAGGCUACUGCUCCUCUUCCUCCUCCUCAAGGUGAAGUGUGUUUGGGGAAUGUCGAAUCAUUUGUUCCGUGACAGAUCAUAGGGGAAGGGAAUUCGAACAAGGUGCUUGACGACGCUGUCGAAAAUACAUGGGAACGUGUGGAAUUGUGGAGUUGAACUUGGGGCGGGGCAAGUGGAGCUAGGAAUCGAGCUCUCAUGACUAAAAAUUCUUCGCCAACUACCACCGGCACUUGUAUAUCCUUGUAAAUUCUCUCAAGCAAUUCGACUGUCCGACUACUAGUUCUUCACAAUGGCAACGGCAUUGGCGAAUCCAGGAGUAUUGGGCAGUGAAUUUCUCUCUUCUCGCAGUGGGGAAUCUCUUUCCUCAAAGCAUAAAUCUUCUUUAGUGAACCUGAAUUCCCGAACAUCCGGCUUCACCAUAACAAGCCGAUCCGCAGCAUUCCUAUGCGUUGCAUUUGCCGGGAACCCCGGAAGUCAGGGCGGUGCACAAGGGUCCAACCACUCGGCUAGGGAAAUUAAGAAGAAAACACCUUACUCCAAGAGAAGACAGAGGUCUUUGAAAAGCAAAAAAAAUGUGGCGGCAGCUCACACGGGAGCCGGAGUAGCUAGUGACAUUUCGAAGAACGAUCUCCGAGCUCUGAUUUCCAACUCUCUUGUCCCAGUCUUUUUCGACGAAGUGGAGACUUCAGGAGAGCCAGAAAUCUCUCAAGUGUCGUCAGAGAACGAUCAGAAUGCAGUGUUGCAAUCAGAUAAUGCUGGAUUCAGUAAUCCACUCGGGAGAAAAGUCCUGGGCAAAGCAGUAAUCAAUUGGUUGAAGGAAGGCGUCACUGCCAUGGUGAGAGAAGUUGCAUGUGCCCAGGAAAGAGGUGAAAUCAAGCUGGCAGAGGAGCGCAUGGGGACAGGCCAUAACCUCGUUGCACUUGCGCAGCCAUACUUGAUUGCUAGACCCAUGCCUGAGGGCCUUGAACCAUUGUGUUUAAGAGCAAGCCUUCACUAUCCGACCAUCUUCGAUCAUUACCAGCGGGAAUUACGAGCUGCUUUGCAAGCCUCUCAGGAGAGAGGAAAGCUAGAUAACUGGCAGAACACUGAGUCUUGGAAGCUCCUAAAGAAGUUCGCAAAGUCUGGUGAACAUCGUGCAGUCGCUAGGAAAGUGAAAGAUCCCAACCAAAUUCACAACAUAUUAGGACUAUCUCAAGAACGGGUUGCUGAGAUACAGUCAAAUGUGGACUCAUUCGUGACCCGAGGUCUCGAACUUUUACAAAUUGAGAGAGAUGCCGAAUUAGAAGCUACGCAUCAAUCUCUCGAAGGAGCUGCUUCUGCGAUUGGCAGUGCUCCAACCUCUUCUGGAAUUGCGCCGAGAGACAAGAGAGAUGAGCAAGCACUUGAAAGUUGUGAUUCUAUCACCAAUUUGAUAGCUACAGGCUCUACUACAGGUUUGGGAGGCAUGCAUUUAGUUACUUUGUCAGUGGAAGGGAAAGGACAUCUGCCCCCCACGACAAUUUCUCCCGGUGACAUGGUAUGUGUUCGCAUAUCUGACAGGAGGAGAGGGGGGUCAACUAUGGAAUGUAUGCGGGGCUCAGUUUACAGUUUAGCAGAGGACAACAACAGCAUCGCGAUUGCCAUUGAGGCUCGUUAUGGAGAUCCCACCUUCUCUCGGUUAUUCGGAAAAUCGUUACGCCUGGACCGCAUCAGUGCUCUUGCUGACGCUACUACAUAUCAGCGUGACUGCGAAGCAUUGGAGCGACUUCAAAAAAAUGGGCUAAAAAGACAGAAUCCAGCCGCAGCAGUAGUAGCUACUCUGUUUGGCGAAGGUCCAGAUAUAUGUUGGCUGGCUCAAAAUGGACCUCUACGGCCUGCUUCGCCUGUUCAGCAAUCCUCGUUGAAGGAAGUUCGUUUAGAUGAGUCUCAGAAACGAGCAAUUGAGAUGGGGCUAGAUAGGAAAAGACCUGUAGUUGUGAUUCAAGGACCUCCAGGUACUGGAAAAACUAGUGUAGUCACAGAACUCAUAGAGAAGGCAGUGAUGCGUGGAGAGCGGGUACUCGCAACAGCUCCCACAAAUGCAGCUGUGGAUAAUAUUGUUGAAAGGCUCGCAAACGCAGGCCUAAAUGUUGUUCGAGUUGGAAAUCCUGCCAGGGUAGCUCCAGCAGUCUGUUCACGUUCUUUGAGUUUUAUUGUAGAUAAGAGUCUGACAACAUUUCGUGGAGACCUGGUUAGGAGGCGUGCCAACUUGCGUAGCGAUCUGCGGGAGUGCCUCGAUAAUGACUCAGUAGCUGCUGGAAUCAGACAAGUGCUGAAGCAGCUAGGCAAGUCCCUAAAACAAAAAGAAAAAGAGGCUAUCAAUGAUGCGUUGUCAUCUGCACAGGUUAUUCUUUGCACCAAUACGGGAGCUGGUGAUCCCUUGAUUCGCAAACAAGAAGCAUUUGAUCUUGUGGUGGUGGAUGAAGCAGCCCAAGCAAUAGAGCCUUCUUGCUGGAUUCCUCUACUACAGGGCAGACGUUGUGUUUUAGCUGGCGAUGCUUCUCAACUUGCACCCACAAUCAUGUCACGGACGGCCCUUGAUGGUGGUCUAGGUGUCUCUCUAAUGGAACGAGCUGGGAAUCUGCAUAGUGGCCUGCUGAGCACCAUGUUGAGCACGCAGUAUCGUAUGCAUAGUGCAAUUGCCGAUUGGGCGUCACACGAGAUGUAUGGCGGCAGCUUACGCUCUGCUCCGGCUGUAGCAUCACACCUUCUCCGGGACACCCCAGGAGUGAAGGAUACUCCCGUUACGAAGGUGCCUAUGUUGCUUUUAGAUACUCGGCUACCAUUUGGAAGUCUGAUACCAGGAUGUGAAGAGCGAUUGGAUCCAGCGGGUACUGGGUCGUUUUAUAAUGAAGGCGAGGCGGACAUUGUGGUCGAUCACAUUCGCGCAUUACUGGCGACAGGUGUUGAACCUUCUUCAAUUGCCGUACAAUCGCCCUACAUGGCGCAGGUUCAAUUGUUAUGUGAUCGCAUUGAGGAAAUCCCAGGUGCCGAAGGUGUACAAGUUGCGAGUGUAGACAGUUUUCAAGGACGAGAAGCUGACGCUGUAGUUGUAUCCAUGGUGAGGUCGAACAAUAUUGGUGUAGUAGGUUUUCUUGGGGAUAACAGGCGAAUGAAUGUUGCCGUCACGAGGGCUCGAAAGCACGUCACUAUUGUCUGCGACAGCACCACAGUUAGCCGUAAUUCCUUUUUGCAGCGUCUUCUUCAGCACAUUCGUCGGUUUGGAGAGGUUCUCUGCGCUCGCCAAGUACAGACUACUGACCUCUCUAAAAAAGGUUCAUCCUUAGCGAAUUCUGGUUCUCUUUGAGUUUGGAGUUUAAGCAGAGCAUGAGUUGUCCAGUCGCGGAUUUACUUGUCGCAACAAGAAAUUCUGCUUGUUGGGUCUGGUCCUCUUGUUUCCGCACUAGCCAUGUGCGCCAAUUGUUAAGGUGGGAUGGCAAGAAAAGCGUAAGCUUCUAUAUCAUGUUAUAAUUUGAAGACGAACCAAAAACGAAACGAUUUGGUAUCUCAUGGGAGCUGCUGGAUACACGCGUCGUUCUGUCAUCAUAUUCUACCUGGUUGUUGUGGACAGACUCCUAUUUUAGAGUGGGGCUGACAUUACCUCUUCUGGCAAGGCAUCUGGGUAAUUAUAGUUGCAGAAUAAGAGUUCGUCUGCAUGGACCCAGUUGCUAACACCCCAUUUGUGCCCUGUAAAGAACAGUAUUGUAAUUUAGAUUCUUUUACAUUUGAGAUAUUCUCAGCUGUUCAACCGUACGCAAUAGUUUGUGGAAUACUUAACUGAUGAAUUAUAUCGGGUUAAAUGUAAUACUUGUGUAUUAUAUACAAACUCCUUCAAAAUUCUUCCCAUA